AUGUGGCUCCGAUCUGUAGAUUCUGCCCUGGACGAGCGCUUUGAUUCUGGAAAUGCUAUCACAUUAAAAGAGUUGGAUCAUCUCGGCUGGUAUAAGAAAAAUACUGGUGUCAAGAUGUUGAUAAAGUGGGUGGAACAAAUGAUUACUGAUGAAGAAGAAAGUGCUACUGUUGUAAGUAAUGCAAUGGGUGAAGCCUCUGAGGUAGAUGCAAACACAACGUUAAGGCUGCUGAAAGAAGCUGCUCAGACCAAACUCUCAGAUGAUUCGCCGGUGAUAGCUGUUCUCGUGUUGGCGUGUGACCGCGUCACAGUUGGUCGCUGCUUGGACCAGCUCCUCAAACACCGACCAUCCAAGCGUCAGUUCCCUAUUGUGGUGAGCCGAGACUGCGAUCACAUUGAGACUGCAGCGGUUAUCGCCUCCUACACUGGCCGUAAUGUCUUCAGCUUGCGGCAGCCGGACCAGUCCUCAAUCGCCAUACCGCAUGAGGAGAAGCAUCUACUAGGGUACUACAAAGUGGCGCGCCACUACCGCUGGCUCCUCAACCUCAUAUUCGACACCGUCGGCUUCGACUUCGCCAUCGUCGUCGAGGACGACAUCGACACAGCUCCAGAUUUCUUCGAGUACUUCGCAGCGACGAGGAAGCUCCUGGAACGAGAUCCAUCCCUGUGGUGCGUCUCCGCGUGGAACGACAACGGGAAGUCUCACCUCGUGGAUCUCGAGGCGGGUGCACUGAUCCACCGCACCGACUUCUUCCCGGGUUUGGGUUGGAUGCUGGCCCGGAAAGAGUGGGCCAGGUUGGCUCCAGGGUGGCCGAAAGCCUUCUGGGACGACUGGCUGCGAAGACCAGAGCAACGCCUCGGCCGCGCGUGUCUGAGGCCCGAGAUCUCCCGGACGCGAGUUUUCGCAGCUUAUGGCGUCAGCAGGGGCUACUACUUCGAGGAACACAUCAGACGAGUAGUCCUCAGCAAGCAUUUCGUGCCAUUCACCCAGUUCCGCCUCGAUCAUCUGCUGAAGGACAACUACGACCCGCGUUUCAACAGGACUGUGAGUGGUAGCCCAGUGGUCACCAAGGAACAGCUCCUACGUCGUAGUAUCACCGACAGCGGGCCUGUCCGUAUCACGUACGGUUCGCAGUACAACUUUAGACAGGUGGCGCAAACCUUCCACCUGAUGGAUGACGUCAAAAGUGGUGUGCCCCGCACAGCCUAUCAAGGGGUUGUCACAUUCAUGUACAAUGGGGUGAGGGUAUAUUUGGCUCCCAAGUAUAGCUGGAAGGGGUACAACUGGAGUUAG
Schistocerca americana (American grasshopper) is the source of this 1293-nucleotide messenger RNA. Its product is annotated as alpha-1,3-mannosyl-glycoprotein 2-beta-N-acetylglucosaminyltransferase-like. Bases 1 to 1293 code for a protein of 430 amino acids. Gene Ontology annotation, molecular function: alpha-1,3-mannosylglycoprotein 2-beta-N-acetylglucosaminyltransferase activity. Gene Ontology annotation, cellular component: Golgi apparatus. Gene Ontology annotation, biological process: protein N-linked glycosylation. The record is from RefSeq and is a predicted model, not a curated record. NCBI's taxonomy places the organism in Eukaryota, Metazoa, Arthropoda, Insecta, Orthoptera, Acrididae. The transcript has a single exon.